GGGGGAUGGAAGAACUGCUCUGUAAUGCAGCAAUAAGAGGGGAUUUGAAAUCGCUACACGAAAUAAUUGCAAAGGAUAAUUAUAUAUUGGAUAAAGUUUUGGUGGGAUGUUUCAAAGGGAAAAAUCCUCUUCACGUGGCUACAUCAACAGGGCAAUCAGAAUUUGUUCUAAAACUUCUGGAAAUUAAACCAAAGGUUGCUGAAGUUAUAGAUACGGAACUAGGCGCGGCUCUUCACAUAGCAACCGCUAAUGGGGACGGAAAGAUUGUGGAAGCUUUAGUGGAGCUUAGCCCUGAGAUGUGCAUGGCUCGUGAUCGAGAUGGUUAUAAUCCUCUUCAUAUCGCUGCGAUGAAAGACAAGGUUGACAUAUUGAAAAAGUUGGUUCAAACUUGUCCCCGCGCUGCUCAAGUCAUUGUAGAUCGAGGCAACACCAUUUUACACUUGUGUGUAAACUAUAAUCAGCUUGAGAGUUUGCAACUAUUGCUGGAGAUGAUUAGAGAUCGCAAAUUUAAACACUCUACAGAUGACAAUGGCAAUACCAUAUUACACAUAGCUGCUUUCAAUAAGCGUCGUGAGAUUGUCGAACAUCUACUCAAUAGUACAACAAUACAUGUGAAUGAAAUAAAUGAAGCGAAUCGGACGGCGAUGGAUCUUUUUUUAUCUGUGCAAAAUCGUCCACAUAAGGAUGAAGUGGAUGUCUGUAUCAAAAAAUUCCUACGUGAAGCUGGGGCUAAAGGACAUAAACAAAUGUGGGUGAUAACUCCGUCUCAUGGGUGGGAGAGAGUAAUGCAGACAUUAAUGGUUGUAGCAACGCUGUUUGCGACAAUGACAUUUCAAGUGGGAGUGAACCCUCCGGGCGAUGUUUGGCAAGACGAUUUAAAAGAACACCUUGCCGGAGAAGCUAUACUUGCUUAUAAAUAUUCGAAAUCGUAUUCGUGCUUCGUGUAUUUCAACACGGUAGGAUUCCUCGUCUACGACUUUAAUUUUAUUGCUCCUACUGUCUACUGUGGCAAGGCCACGACGUUUUCAGGGGUGGGUUCCCCCCGUGAUGUCAUUAUGAACGAUUAUGACCACGGCGUUUGCUUAUACAUAUUCCGUCAUUGUCGUCUCACCGAAGCAUAUGGUGGCCGUAACCAAUACCAUUAUGGUUGCGAAUUACCGUCCGAGACGAAAGAUGUCCAGGGAAAGGAUGUCCAGAUUAGCUAGAGAUGGGCCGAGACUUCUUCCAAAUGCAGUUGGCGAGAACGUGCCCAUUGUUUGAUCUCUCUCUCUCUCUCUCUCUCUCUCUCUCUCUCUCUCUCUCUCUCUCAUAUGUGUUCAGACGAGCUUACAAGCACCUCAACUAAUCCUAAAACAUGUGAAUCAAUUUUUCUGCCUACUUGUGGAAGUCCUAAUUAAAGUGACUAGAGCAAAGUUCUAUAUGGAGCUUCAUUCUCAGGAAUUGUUAUAGGACAUGUUUCUUUUUUCGUGUAUACAUUAUAUGCAUACCUAUUCGUACUUUGUGGUUAUGCUGCUAAUUUAUGGUACUCAGUGUCAUGUAUUUUUGUGAUGUAUGUUAUGAAUGGAGAUACAAGAGACAUGUGUGAUUUCUGUGAUAA
Rhododendron vialii is the source of this 1597-nucleotide messenger RNA. Its product is annotated as ankyrin repeat-containing protein BDA1-like. Gene Ontology annotation, molecular function: protein phosphatase 1 binding; protein phosphatase regulator activity. The coding region runs from base 6 to 1205 and encodes 399 amino acids. Gene Ontology annotation, cellular component: plasma membrane. The record is from RefSeq and is a predicted model, not a curated record. The transcript is spliced from 2 exons. NCBI's taxonomy places the organism in Eukaryota, Viridiplantae, Streptophyta, Magnoliopsida, Ericales, Ericaceae.